CUACUGAGCAUUUCAUCACAGAGCAGAGAGAAAGCUGGAGAGAGAAGAGAGGGAUCACAGUUAGAGUCGCCACUGUGGAAGAUCUGUGGACAAACGGAGGGAGAAAAACAAGAAGAGAGGCGAGGGACGCGUUCGGAAAAGCACCAGGCUGAAGAUGGUGUGUCCGUCCUGGUUGGUAAUGGUGGUGAUGGCUCAUGUGUGUGUUCCCGGGUUUGGCUCAGCAUGCUGGGACAACUCCAUCUGCAACGACCUGAGCAACAAGGAGCGAAUACUGGAAUGCAUUCACGUCUGCAUGUCAGUGAUCCAGAAUGAAUUCCCCAAACUCACCUCCCUGAAGGUUAAUAGUGAAGAUGAUGAUGUGUUACUCAGUAUUUUGCUGAACUCCGUGGCCCCCGGAGACAAGACCCUGGAGCCCAGACUGAGGGCCCACAGCAACGAGCGCCGCUCCUAUUCCAUGGAGCACUUUCGCUGGGGCAAACCCCCCGCCCGUAAACGCCGACCUAUCAAAGUCUUUGCCUCUUCUCUGGAGGGAGGGGGCUCCUCGGAGGGUAGUUUCCCCCUACAGGCUCGAAGGCAGCUGGGGAGUAAUGAGGAUGAUCUGAGCUCUGACAGACAACAAACCCAGGGAUUGGCGAGAAUGAUGGUCAGCUCCAAAUCAAAUGCCCCAUUUAGCCCACAGCAAAGAAAAGAUGGGACGUAUCGGAUGAGUCACUUCAGAUGGGGGAGUCCACCUGCCUCUAAACGCAAUGCCAACUUUAUGAAGCUGGGGGAGGAGAAACCCCAGGGGCAGCUGGCCAAGCUCUUCAGGAACAUUGUGGUCAAAGAUUUGCAGAGGAUAAUGGGAUGAGUGGAGGAGCAAAGGGAAGCUGAUGAAAGAGUCUAAUAGCCAUUGCAUGUUAGUACAGAUCUUACUUUUAAAAUCCAAGAAAAAGUGUCACUAUCAUUAGCAUGUUGUCGAAUGUACCUUCUGGGCCAAAGUCUCUCAGCACAACCUUAACCUAAGACAAGAAAAAGGCAGGAUUAUAUUCAAUAAAAGCAAUGAUGCACCCACCGACUGCCUUGACCUUCUUGGCCUUGAAUUGAUAGUUUUCUGAGAUUUUCUUUUUUUUCCAUACGGGGAACAUCAUCACCGAUCCAAAUGUUUAGAAAGAACGAAUUAACAAUGAAUAGUGAAUGGAAAAGCAGGUGUAUAAUAUACAGUAUAUGUAUUUAAAGUACAUUGAAAAAGAAUACAGUUUAUUUGCAGUGUUUCCUUUUUGUAAAUUAACAUAUUAAAGAUAACUCUGGCAAACAAUAAGAGAAAUGUUGUACUGAUUUUACACAAUGAGGCACAGAAAGACACACAUUUACAUUUUAUCUCACAUCAUUACACAUUAGAUACGUUUCA
Sphaeramia orbicularis (orbiculate cardinalfish) is the source of this 1387-nucleotide messenger RNA. RefSeq names its product pro-opiomelanocortin-like. The record is from RefSeq and is a predicted model, not a curated record. The transcript has 3 exons. Gene Ontology annotation, cellular component: extracellular region. Gene Ontology annotation, molecular function: neuropeptide hormone activity. NCBI's taxonomy places the organism in Eukaryota, Metazoa, Chordata, Actinopteri, Kurtiformes, Apogonidae. The coding region runs from base 155 to 847 and encodes 230 amino acids. Gene Ontology annotation, biological process: neuropeptide signaling pathway.